Molecule: messenger RNA, 1848 nt
Organism: Closterium sp. Naga37s-1
Lineage: Eukaryota; Viridiplantae; Streptophyta; Zygnematophyceae; Desmidiales; Closteriaceae
Source: the annotation of a GenBank genome assembly
AUGUGUUUGGUGGUGUGUUGUGGAUGGGUGGUGUGUUGUGGAUGGGUGGUGUGUUGUGGAUGGGUGGUGUGUUGUGGAUGGGUGGUGUGUUCUCGAUGGGUGGUGUGUUGUGGAUGGGUGGUGUGUUGUGGAUGGGUGGUGUGUUGUGGAUGGGUGGUGUGUUGUGGAUGGGUGGUGUGUUCUCGAUGGGUGGUGUGUUGUGGAUGGGUGGUGUGUUCUGGAUGGGUGGUGUGUUCUGGAUGGGUGGUGUGUUGUGGAUGGGUGGUGUGUUCUGGAUGGGUGGUGUUUUCUGGAUGGGUGGUGUUUUCUGGAUGGGUGGUGUGUUGUGGAUGGGUGGUGUGUUGUGGAUGGAUGGUGUGUUGUGGAUGGGUGGUGUGUUGUGGAUGGGUGGUGUGUUCUGGAUGGGUGGUGUGUUCUGGAUGGGUGGUGUGUUCUGGAUGGGUGGUGUGUUCUGGAUGGGUGGUGUGUUCUGGAUGGGUGGUGUGUUCUGGAUGGGUGGUGUGUUCUGGAUGGGUGGUGUGUUCUGGAUGGGUGGUGGGUUCUGGAUGGGUGGUGCGUUCUGGAUGGGUGGUGCGUUCUGGAUGGGUGGUGCGUUCUGGAUGGGUGGUGCGUUCUGGAUGGGUGGUGCGUUCUGGAUGGGUGGUGCGUUCUGGAUGGGUGGUGCGUUCUGGAUGGGUGGUGCGUUCUGGAUGGGUGGUGCGUUCUGGAUGGGUGGUGCGUUCUGGAUGGGUGGUGCGUUCUGGAUGGGUGGUGUGUUCUGGAUGGGUGGUGUGUUCUGGAUGGGUGGUGUGUUCUGGAUGGGUGGUGUGUUCUGGAUGGGUGGUGUGUUCUGGAUGGGUGGUGUGUUCUGGAUGGGUGGUGUGUUCUGGAUGGGUGGUGUGUUCUGGAUGGGUGGUGUGUUCUGGAUGGGUGGUGUGUUCUGGAUGGGUGGUGUGUUCUGGAUGGGCGGUGUGUUCUGGAUGGGCGGUGUGUUCUGGAUGGGCGGUGUGUUCUGGAUGGGCGGUGUGUUGCGGAUGGGCGGUGUGUUCUGGAUGGGCGGUGUGUUGCGGAUGGGCGGUGUGUUGCGGAUGGGCGGUGUGUUGCGGAUGGGCGGUGUGUUGCGGAUGGGCGGUGUGUUGCGGAUGGGCGGUGUGUUGCGGAUGGGCGGUGUGUUGCGGAUGGGCGGUGUGUUGCGGAUGGGCGGUGUGUUGCGGAUGGGCGGUGUGUUGCGGAUGGGCGGUGUGUUGCGGAUGGGCGGUGUGUUGCGGAUGGGCGGUGUGUUCUGGAUGGGCGGUGUGUUGUGGAUGGGUGGUGUGUUGUGGAUGGGCGGUGUGUUCUGGAUGGGUGGUGUGUUGUGGAUGGGCGGUGUGUUCUGGAUGGGCGGUGUGUUCUGGAUGGGUGGUGUGUUCUAGAUGGGUGGUGUGUUCUGGAUGGGCGGUGUGUUCUGGAUGGGUGGUGUGUUGUGGAUGGGCGGUGUGUUCUGGAUGGGUGGUGUGUUCUGGAUGGGUGGUGUGUUGUGGAUGGGCGGUGUGUUCUGGAUGGGUGGUGUGUUGUGGAUGGGUGGUGUGUUCUGGAUGGGCGGUGUGUUCUGGAUGGGCGGUGUGUUCUGGAUGGGCGGUGUGUUGUGGAUGGGUGGUGUGUUCUGGAUGGGUGGUGUGUUCUGGAUGGGUGGCGCUGGCAGAUGUUGCUGGGUCCGACGGCUGGUCUGCUGGAUCGCUUGCCUGCGAGCUCGCUGGCGGGACGGUCGCCGAGGCAGGUGACGGGCGGCAGCGCGACAGGAUGGGCAACGGGCUGCACCAGCAGAUAUCGUAUGGGCGGUUGGCUGCUGUAGCGGGUAGUGCGCGGACGAUGGGAUGCCGCAACAGUUAG